AUGGCGAGCAGGAGACAACCUCUCGCCAAUGUGCCAAACGCCAUCAAUUCGCCUUUUCAUACCCUCGCUACAGCCGGCAGCAACAAGCGCACGCGAGCACAAGCUGGCGACCAGCGCGAAGCACAUGGACAGCCACCGAACAAGAAGCAAGUCGUCGAGUCAUACGAUGAAGGGGAUGAGAAUACAGACCCGCGGAGGAGAAGUGGUGUCGCCCCCUUUGGAAAACGUCUUGCCCGGUCACAACCCACAGCCUUCGAGAAGAAGCUUGCGGCCGUCCGUGAGAAGAAACUAACGUCAGCGGAGCGUGCACACAAGCAGGACAAUCUGGAAUCCAUCCGACAAUGGCAGAGACACUACAAGCGCCAGUUCCCCAGCUUUGUCUUCUACUUCGACAGCGUGUCCGACGAUGUUCGCCAGAAGUCCAUGCGCAACAUCUCAUAUCUGGGAGCACGAGAGGAGAAGUUCUUCUCCAAGGCCGUCACUCACGUUAUCACAACGCGUACUAUACCAGCCGAAAGCGCCCAUACGAGUCCAGACGAUGAAGUCAAACUCGAGACGACACAAUCCAGGACUUCGCAAUCAACAUCACUCACGCAAGAUCAACGCCGCACUACGAGUGUGCUGGAUACCUUUGUCCAACGACGAGCACGGUCCCUCGGGAUCAAGAUUUGGGCACUCGAAAAGUUGCAUCGGGUCGUCAGCACGAUCCUUGACCUCGACCCUUCCGAGAAACACCAUGAGACACGCUAUCAGCCCGCUGCUAAGCAAGCACCAGAUGCCAACCUCGAGCAGCUUCUUCGCCACGAAAAGGUCAAUGGUCCUGCGGAUCGUGAUAUGAAUGUCACCACCCAAGACAUGGUUACACUCCGUGGCAUCUACGUAUAUAUUCACGACAUGGACGAAAAGACCAAGCCAGUCAUGGUGCGAGACUACCCGAAGGCGACCGCGAAGGACGUGACUGGCAAAUGGCCGCAGUUGCGGCUUUCAGCGCCUGGUCGAUGCCCCUUCGUGGAAGACAUUCCUUACACCAAGAAGAUGCAGCAACAGGAACGUGACCGCGAAGCUGCUGACCUUGCAUCGCGAAAGACCAGAGCUGGGACCAGUAUUGCUCCAUCGCAGCAAUUACCUGAGCACGAAGGCAACCUUCGACGGUCGCCGCGCAAGAUCGCUCAGCCCACACGCACGGGACAGUCCAAUGCGACACAACCACCUCGCCCAGCACCCUCUAUGCGGCAAUCAUCCGCUGACCUCAUGCCACCACUCUUCGGUAGUACCCAAGCCAAUCUUCGCGGUCUUCCACGCAUGGUUGGCGGAGAGCCGGUCGCAUCUGGAAUGCAGCACUCCAACGUGACAUCGGCCAUUCGAUCACAAGCCAUCUCUUCGGCUGCCAUAUCGUCCACGGCUCCGGGUCUGAAUCGUCGUGUGGGUGACACCAAGGAAGUGUCUCUGCUCAAGCGAAAAGUGUUUGCAUCGAAUCCAUCCUCGUAUGUGAACGAUGUUCGUGCUGCCAUCAACGACGACCAAGCACCACCACCACGCGCAGCGAAGAGACGGGCGCAGGAGACUCUGGGCGUCGUCCACGAGGAUGACGAUGCUGACGAUCAUCGACCAAAGGCAAAGAGCGCCGCGCCGAAGAGAAGGAAGACGGUGGAGAGGGAGGCGAAGCCUGGUUAUUGCGAGAAUUGUCGCGACAAGUACGAGGACUUUGAUGAUCACGUACUUACACGCAAACACCGCAAAUUCGCCCUGUCGGACGAGAACUGGAAGGACCUUGAUGCCCUUCUCGGACAGCUAAAGCGUCCUCACAAGAAGAUCCGCUGA
Molecule: messenger RNA, 1821 nt
Organism: Zymoseptoria tritici IPO323
Lineage: Eukaryota; Fungi; Ascomycota; Dothideomycetes; Mycosphaerellales; Mycosphaerellaceae
Exons: 4
Coding region: 1-1821 (606 amino acids)
Biological process (GO): positive regulation of nuclear cell cycle DNA replication; regulation of cell cycle phase transition
Cellular component (GO): Dbf4-dependent protein kinase complex; nucleus
Molecular function (GO): zinc ion binding; nucleic acid binding; protein serine/threonine kinase activator activity
Source: RefSeq, a predicted model, not a curated record